Molecule: messenger RNA, 1387 nt
Organism: Solanum verrucosum
Lineage: Eukaryota; Viridiplantae; Streptophyta; Magnoliopsida; Solanales; Solanaceae
Product: protein ECERIFERUM 2
Exons: 2
Coding region: 15-1331 (438 amino acids)
Molecular function (GO): acyltransferase activity, transferring groups other than amino-acyl groups
Source: RefSeq, a predicted model, not a curated record
UUCCCUUUCAUUCCAUGGAUCACGUCGAGAAAUUAAUCUCCGAUGUGAAAUUAUCGUCCGUCGUGCCGGGGAGGAUCACCGGCGACGACAAACUUCAGCAUGAAUUUACCAACAUGGACUUUAUCAUGAAGCUUCAUUACAUUAAAGCUCUUUAUUUUUUCAAAAAUGAUGCUGUUGAAGGUUUGCAUAUUCAUGACCUAAAACUUCCCAUGUUUAACCUUCUUGAACUUUAUUACCCAACUUCCGGCAGAAUUAGGCGGUACGACGACGGUGAUGGUGGUGGUGGCCGGCCGUUCAUAAAGUGUAAUGACGGUGGUGUUAGAAUUGUUGAAGCAAAAUGUAAAAAUAAAACAAUUGAUGAGUGGCUUGCCAUGAAUGAUAAUGAUCAUGAUGAGGAGCUUGUUUAUGAUCAACUUCUUGGUCCUGAGUUGGGAUUUUCACCUCUUGUUUUCAUACAGUUCACUUGGUUCAAAUGUGGAGGGAUGUCAAUUGGGCUAAGUUGGGCUCAUAUACUUGGAGAUUCAUUUUCAGCUUCAAAUUUCCUCAACAUGUGGGCAAAAAUCAUGGUUGGUCAACUAAUUUCACCUCAAUUUCUUCACAAGUCAACAAACACCAACAAAUUGAUCAAUAGUAAUCCAAUAUUACUAUCUAUUGUUGGAAAGUUGCCAUUUUCUCUAAAGAGAGUUGAUCCAGUUGGUGAUCAUUGGAAAAUCACCAACACUAUCAAAAUGCAAUCACAUUCUUUCCAUAUCACACAAAAGCAACUAAACCAACUAAUUUCCAAGGUUUGUGGAACUUAUAAAGUGAAGCCUUUUGAUGUUAUUUGUGCUACAAUGUGGAAAAUGUUGGCUAAGGUAAGGGGAGAAUAUUCAUCAGAGCCCGCGAUUGUGACAAUUAUACGUGGGGAUGACAAUGAAACAACUGAAGUCGUGUCAAGCAACAAUCAAGUGAUUAUCAGCAUAGUUGAAGCAAAUGACGUUAAAGUUUCUGAGGCUGAUACUUCAGAACUAACAGAGUUGAUAGCUGAAAAGACCGUGGACGAGACUAGAGUUGUUGAAGAACUAAUGGAAAAAGAAAAUGGCGUUCCGGACUUUAUUGUGUAUGGGGCAAAUCUCACAUUUGUGAAUCUUGAAGAGGCAAAGAUUUAUGAUUUGGAACUUAGGGGUAAACAACCAAUAUUUGCAAGUUAUAACAUAAGUGGAGUUGGUGAUGAAGGUGUUAUUUUGGUAUUACCAAGGCUUGAAGGUGGAAGGAUAGUGAAUUUGGUUUUGCCUCAAAAACAAAUUGAAGGUUUGAAAAAUAAGAUGAGAGAGGAAUUAGGUGUUUUUUGAAAUUAGUAUUUUUCUAUUUUCAUGGCCAUUUGAUAAAUAAGGUUCUUGGCUUUUGU